UCAGUACCUGCUAACUCUUUUACUAGACCAACCGAUGUAUUCAUAGCGGUGAUGGGUGUCACUGGGUCAGGGAAAAGCUCAUUUAUAUCGCUCUGCUCGGGCAAGUCCGUCGAGAUUGGCCAUUCACUCAAUGCUUGCACAGCUAAAGUCGAUGUAUAUGCGUAUAAGCUAUCGGCCGAUCGCACUGUUUAUCUUAUUGACACGCCUGGCUUCGAUGAUACCUCAAAGAAAGACACCGAGGUACUCAGCGAGAUUGCGACUUGGCUCGGUGAUUCCUAUAGUAGCAAAAUCAAGCUCAACGGGAUUAUAUACCUCCAUCGUAUCAGCGACAGACGGAUGCAAGGUUCCGCGAGGAGAAAUCUUCAGAUGUUCCGAGAUUUGUGUGGCGACGAUGCCUUGAAGAAGGUGAUCCUGGCCACAACGAUGUGGGAUAUAGUCCCAACUGCCGAAGGCGAUAUGCGCGAAAAAGAACUGAAAGAAAACAAAGACUUCUGGGGCUACAUGCUGAGCAAGGGUAGCAUUGCUCUUCGACAUGACAACACGUCGUCUUCGGCAAGAGAUAUAGUACAACAGCUGGCCAUACACAAGAAGCCAAUAGUUACAGAUAUCCAGAAGCAGCUAGUCGAUCAAAAGCUCCCCCUGGACCAGACAGCUGCCGGAAUGGGCCUACAAAGCGAGACACUCAAGGAAAGGGCAAGAUGGAUGAAGGAACGACAGGAGUUUGAAGCGGAAUUGCGUGCAGCUAAGCGUGAACAGGACCGCGAAAGAGAGGAAAUAAUGCGCGAAGAGCGUGAUAGGCGUGCAGAGAUGAUAAAGAAGGCCGAUCGGGAUAUGGCAGCUCUGCGUUCAGAUAUGGAGAAACUUCUCGCCCAGCGAGAUGAGCGUGAGGCACUCUUGGAAAGGCGUAUGGAGGAGCGACUCGAGAGGAAAAUGCAGAGAAAACAGGCGGAAUAUGAUAAAGAGAUCCAACGAUUGCGAAUGGAGAGGGAAGCCGAACUGCAAAAAGCAAAAGAACAAGAGCAGCAAGCUGAACGGGGGCGAAAAAAACUUGAGCAGAAGAAAAAGACCCAAAAGGAAAAGGCCGAGCAGAAGACAAAGGACAAUGCUUCGCAGGUUAAUCGUCAGUCCCAAAGCACACCGGCCAAUGUUGCAGGCUACUCUCCUUACUCAGUAACCAUGGGCAGCCAACUCUGCGCUGUCAGUGGCCCAAAGUCCUACCUAUGCUCUACAAAAGGUUGGCCCAAAAUGCAAGUGGGCUCAGAAUGGAUCGGUGCUGUCAGUUUUGGGAAUUCGAACGAAUGGAUCGCUCGCUACGGAGCAGGAACUUGGAAAUACCCAAGACUCGAGAAUUAUCCACACCUCGCUGGCAAGCUUAGCCUUCAUGGAGCUCGAAAUCUCGAGUUCUGCGUCCUGGGGCCCGGACAAACUUACUAUGCCCGGUGGUUAGAUGGCACCUGGAGUAGUAUGGCAUCAGAGCACGCUAACUCUGAGAUACGGGAGCUGGCCAGUCGACCCAACAAUUCUAGAAUUCGUGCCAUGGCGUUUGGGUACAACGAGUCUUACGUUAUCUCGUUCGGCCAGGCUGAGGGGUCAACUGUGCGCGGCACAUGGGGCAAUCGAUGGUACCUAAAGGGAUAUUACCCUGAUCUUUGCGAGUUCGCGGUGGCCAGCAGUCCUUUAAGUAUAGUGGUGAGUCUGCGGAGCUGCCUCGAUUACUCGAGUGCGGGCUAA
Penicillium paradoxum is the source of this 1731-nucleotide messenger RNA. RefSeq lists its product as uncharacterized. The record is from RefSeq and is a predicted model, not a curated record. Lineage: Eukaryota; Fungi; Ascomycota; Eurotiomycetes; Eurotiales; Aspergillaceae. Gene Ontology annotation, molecular function: GTP binding. The transcript has 4 exons. The annotation marks the transcript as partial.